Cygnus atratus (black swan) is the source of this 1616-nucleotide messenger RNA. RefSeq names its product C-type lectin domain family 4 member D-like. The transcript is spliced from 6 exons. Bases 329 to 1039 code for a protein of 236 amino acids. The record is from RefSeq and is a predicted model, not a curated record. Lineage: Eukaryota; Metazoa; Chordata; Aves; Anseriformes; Anatidae.
GAGACUGGAAUUUGAGGAAGGAGGAGUGCAACUUCCUUCUCAGUCACUAAGUUCUCAUUUUUCUUUUCUUUCUCACAGUGCCAGGGCUGAUUUUCUGGGCUAAAAAACCAAAGAUUUGUUUAGAAUAGUUCUGAGCUCCCAGCAAUUCUCAUGUUUUUGCCAUUGCUUCCAGUGUUCAGCAUGGAUGCCUUUGACAGCCAAAGGAUGAAUGAGCAAUAGAAAAGGUUCAGCAACUCAGUGGUGUCUUCCUCUGGAUUCAGGGACCUGAAGGAACAAGCUUUUAUAUAACAAAACUACAAACGGGGAUCGCUGAGCACACUGUGAUUAAAUGGAAUCAGAAAUCACCUAUGCCGAAGUGAAGUUCAAGAAUGCAUCACCAACUGAAGAGGUUGAAGUACCUCAGAAGAAGAAGAAGCAUGAGCAACAUACCCAGACAUAUCCUCCAUGGCUCCCGUGGCUGAUCUCAUUGCUCCUCCUCUUGGUCUGUGCUGCCCUUGUUGUUGCUCUCCUAGUCACUCACAUCUCCUACAGCUGUGAUGAGCCCACAGCCCUGCAGCUGAACCUCACAGAGUGGCACUGUAUCUUGUCAGUGCCUCAAGGCAAAGGGCGAGGCUGGAAGUGCUGUCCAGAGGGCUGGAGACGCUUUCAAGACAGCUGCUAUUACUUCUCAGCUGAUCGGAUGCCCUGGGAUGAGAGCCAGCAGAACUGCAGUGGGAUGGGCUCCCACCUGGUGGUGAUCAAUACAAAAGCAGAGCAGGAUUUCCUCAAUAAGGAAAUAACACGACAGAAUACAUACCGGCGAGAAGGAAUCAAUUUACACAUCGGUCUGAGGGCACAGGAGGUGGGCCAGUGGCACUGGGCAGACCAGACUCCCUAUAAUGAAACAGCAACGUUCUGGAGGUCUGGGGAGCCAAGUAAUGCACCUGAUGAGACGUGUGUUGUAAUCCAUCACAAUACAGAACAUCUCCGGAACUGGAAUGAUGUCCCAUGCAAGACCUAUUCUUAUCGGAUUUGUGAAACUGCAGCAGUAACUAUAUGAUGGAGGAAUCCUCAUUCUGAGAUUAGCAGAGAACUGGGAACAGCAGAGGGCUGUGUUGGGAGGGGUAGGGGAGCCUUGGAGCCUUUAUCUUCCCUGUGCUGGGUGGGAUGAUGAGACUGGGAGUGAUGUUGCUCUGCAUCCAGCAUCCCCUGUGCAUAUGUAUUUCUGAAAGUACUAUGACCCCUGAAGUGGAAAGAAUCCAUGCUAGAAGAACUCUGCCUGUGCUUUCUCAGGCUGACCAUCCCAUCCCAUGGUUGGUGAAGACAGAUUUGGCAAUGGAAGCUCCAGGCAAGCAUGGCAGGUUAAGGGUCAUGUCUCGGAAAUGGGCCUAUAACUUUCUUUCAGUGCCAUUGCCUCCGUGGGACUGACAGACGAGGUUGAAAAAAGGUAGAGCUCUCCAGAAGGAAGAAGAUGCAGGAAUGCAAGAAGGAUAUUCAUUGCUACUAUUUCCUUUGUCUCCUUGAGAAGAGGUGCCUGCUUCUUGCUGGGUCAUAGAGAGUCCUGUUCAGCAUUGGUUUUGCUGAACAAAUACUGAUUUCCUGUAAACCAGAAAAUAUAAUAUUACACCGAUGAAAAA